CUCCUUAUGUGCACAUAGUAUCUGACCUGACCUGGACCCACGGUGUCUAUUUUGAACUCUGACUCGUGAGCCUCGUAUGUUGUGCAAUAUCGCGCUGGUGUUUUUAAACCUGUGUGAAGGGCAUAUGAGGCAAAGGAUGCCUGUUACACUAUUGGAUAGGAAGUUUUGAGUGGUUUUAAACGUUUUAUUUGCCUGGAAUUUUCUGUGGAGUUUGUGUUGCAGGAUGAUCGACCACUUAGACAAGAUGUUUAAAGGAGAGGAGUGGAACAUUUCUUUUGCUGGCUGUGGCUUCAGUAGUCUUUAUUACCUGGGAGCCUUGAGCUGUAUUCUGGAGCACGCGCCGCAUCUGGUUCGCCGUGCGUCGAAGAUCGGUGGCGCGUCUUCGGGUUGUUUAGUCGCAGCCAGUCUCGUGGUUGGAAUUCCCAUUGAGACCUGCUGUGAGUAUGUGAUGUCCAUGGCUCUAGCGGCGCGCAGGCACCAGCUCAGCGUCCUCCACCCGGCGUUCAGCCUCCUGGGGGGGGUGCAGGACUCCUUGCUCCGCUACCUGCCCCCCGAUGCCCACCUCUGGGCCUCCGGGAGGCUCUGCGUGUCCCUCACCAGGCUCUCCGACGGAGAGAACCUUCUGGUCACAGAGUUUGACAACAGGGAGGAACUCAUUCAGGUACUCCUGUGUAGUUGCUUCUUCCCCCUGUAUUGUGGCGUGACCCCUCCAUCGUACCGUGGAGUGCGCUACAUGGACGGGGCCCUGAGCAACAACAUGCCGCUGCACGACCAGAGGAACACCAUCACCGUGUCCCCGUUCUGCGGGGAGGCGGACAUCUGCCCCCGGGAGGGCGGCCUGGGCGUGCUGGCCGUGCACUACGGUAACCUGGGCAUCCGGGUCAGCCAGCUCAACGUGAAGCGCAUCUACAGGUCCUUCUUCCCCCCGGAGCCGGCGGAGUUGGCAGAGAUGAGUCACAAUGGCUACAUGGAUGCUCUUCGUUUCUUGAGAAGAAAUGAUCACCUUGGAGCGGAAUACUUAUCUUGGUCUAUGCCGAUGGCGAAACCCCCAACCAAACCAGUGUGCUGUGCUGGACAGACACCAGAAAAGGACAGCCAGGUGUCAAAGGUGUCGCAGCCGGAGUCCCACUGGUGGCUGGAGCAGAACGCAGCCCAAAGCCUGCCAGCAAGCAUCCAAAAGGUGCUGUGUAAGGCGUGUAGAGAGAGCCAUUAUGCUGGCAGUGCUGGCAGUCAGGGGAUGGCGCCCCCUCUGGUCAGACUGUUGUGCUUCCUGCUGAUUCCCUUCACGUGGUCGGUGGAGCUGAUCGUCUCACUCAUCAGUGUGAUGAUGUUAGGCUGGAAAUUGAUGUGCAGUCUGAUGUCGUCUGGAACGAAAACACCAAAAGAUCUGGGGCCACGGGAGCAUGCAUGGCAGACGUUUUGCUCCAGACCCGAGCCGCCGCCUUCCCCUGGAGCUGAGGAUAUUGGGUCGCACUGACAGCAGGAAAGAAACUUCAAUACCUGCACCCUCUCCAAGGACCUCAACAUCCUUUCGCUACUGGACCAAGCACCUUGAAAGUAAAACAUACUCUAUUCAACUAAACGUAGAGUUCAGCCUUAACUAACUGUAAUAGGGCCCAUGCAUCAUUUCAAAUAAAAUGUACUGGGCUAACCACAUGUUGUGGAUAAUAUAAAUGUGGAGACAACUUCAGCCACAUUUUCCAGGGGAUCCAUUAGUUACUUAAAUGUAUGAUUGGGAGAAGUACUGAUAAAUAUGGGUUCAUUCAUCUAUUGUUGGUUGCUUAAAGCCUAUCCACAACCCUGUGGAUUUUGGGCAAGUCAUUUUAACAAUAUAUUUUAUACAAUAUCUUGUUUUACUUGUAAUUAUUAUUUACAGAAACAAGAAUGUCAUUUCAACUUCUUCCAAAUAAAACCAGAUUGCAUGAGUGUAAAAUACAAAUAUCAAGGCUUACAUCAAAAUGUAGAAAAACAUCAUUCAGAUAUUUUAAUGCACAUUUUGAUAUACUUUGUGAAUGACAAUUUCUAAACCGAUUUAAAAAAAACAUUAAAAUAGCACCAAAUUGAGUUGAUAACGGGCCAUAGAAAUUCUGCAAGUGAAAUCACAACCAUGUCUGUCCUUUGACCUGGCUUGGGCUUUCCCAUUCAGAAUAUACUCAAUGACAAACCAAUUCUAGCCCUACUACUCCUUUGCUGCCAUCUAAAGGUUAGGCAGCUAUAGUAAAACACAGGUCCGCCUACACCAGUUCAUGCUUUGCUGUUACCUUAAUGUAUAAAAUAUAUACAACGAUUAUUUGACAGUGUACCCCGGUUCAUUGAUAUUACCUUUAACAUCUAAAUGGCAGCAGAUAAGUAGUAGUUGGUCUUCGUAGGCCUCAACACAACAACACCAGCAGGCUCAUACUAAUUCCCGCUGGGCUAUUUCCAGUCAUUCAAUUGUAAAAAGUUCUAAGUAAUAAGAAGGCAUUUCUACUGCCUAUACAGUAGACAUGAUCGGCCACACCUACUGCAUCACAGUGCAGUAAUGUACAGUACAAUAAAAUAAAACCGAUUCAACUUGUGACCUUCAAGCAUCAUUUUCAUAGUCCCUGAUUUCACACUUAAAAAAAAAAAAACCGACUGCCAUGAACAAAGUGUGUACACAGGACACAAC
Gadus chalcogrammus (walleye pollock) is the source of this 2650-nucleotide messenger RNA. Its product is annotated as patatin-like phospholipase domain-containing protein 2. The record is from RefSeq and is a predicted model, not a curated record. Lineage: Eukaryota; Metazoa; Chordata; Actinopteri; Gadiformes; Gadidae. The transcript is spliced from 9 exons. Gene Ontology annotation, cellular component: lipid droplet; membrane; cytoplasm. The coding region runs from base 224 to 1477 and encodes 417 amino acids. Gene Ontology annotation, molecular function: triacylglycerol lipase activity. Gene Ontology annotation, biological process: triglyceride catabolic process; lipid homeostasis.